UUUACUAAUCGCACUUGUGUUGCAGAUUGCUGAUGAGUGACUCAAGGUGCUUAGAUAAAUGACUUAUUUAUUUAAAAGUGUCGUACUCGCCGAGACCUCUGUUAUCAUUGAGAUGCGUUCUGAACGCAACGUACACACGCGCCGCGUUACAAUUUAUAAGUUGAUUUUACAGCCCAGGUUUUUGGAAACGUAAAGCCUUCGAUAAGUAUAGUCAGUUACGGACAGUUGACUGCAAACGCGACAGGCGUAUUGCUCCGAGAAACCGAAGAAAGAAACAAUGAUCGCGAGUACUGAAAAAAUUUGCUACAACAAUGACCUUGCUAAUUCAAACUCGUUACUCACAAACAAUCUGCAGACAGCGUCAUGGAUGGAAAAGACGAAAAAUAUUUUCAAGAAAAUAAAGAGUUUUUUCCGUGAAACGACCGUGGAACCUUGUUUGUUUAUGUACAUGCUGUGCACGUCAUUAUCUUCGCUGGUUGUACAAAACAUGCACUUGGAGAAAUCAUGCAGAGUUAACUUUAAUUUUGGAGACGAGAUAUGUGACAGAAUCAGGGAUUUGAAUACGACCGGCUUGGAGAAUGAACUUAAUCAGGUUCAAAUAUUAGUAGCGAAAGUGAUUGCCUGGAAAUUCCCCUUGCAAACGGCGAUUCCUGCUGUAAUGGUUCUGUUUAUCGGAGCCUGGAGUGACAAGUACAAAAAGCGAAAAAUUUGCAUAUUGUUUCCCUUCACCGGCGAAAUAUUAACGAAUAUAGGGCUUUUAUUUGCUACAUAUUAUUUCAAGGAAGUGUCUCUGAUUGGUACAGCCCUCAUAGAGGCUUUACCUGCGGCUUUCACUGGCAGCUACAUCAUAGUAUUCAUGGGAAUGUACAGUUUUAUGGCCGAUAGAACUACAGAAGAGAAUAGAACAUUUCGAUUGGGUAUUGUCACAAUAUUUGUCAGUUUUGGAAAUCCUACAGGAACUGCUUUAAGUGGUGUGUUGCUAAGAGCAUUAGGUUACUAUGGAGUGUUUUCAUUAUUAAUAGUUUUACAUUCUGCAUCAUUUGCUUAUGGAAUAUUAAGACUGAAAGAUGUGGUGACUGAAGAUGAAAUAACAUCAAGCCGUGAAGUGACAGAAAAUAGAUUUAGAAGAGUAGUUCGUGAUGUGUUUGGUCUCGUUGGAAGCACUGUCCUUGUUGCUCUCAGACCGAGAGCCGCAAACGGAAGAAUUCAGAUUAUUAUGGUUUUAAUUCUGUAUCUCUUGAUGGUUGGACCACUUUAUGGUGAUUCACAAGUCAGUUAUUUGUAUGCGAGGCGAAAAUUCCAGUUGAAUGAAGUGGAAUACAGUAUUUAUGGCACAAUCAACAUCCUUCUUGGUUUUGUUGGUACCGUGUUCUGCAUAUCAGUGCUAAGCAAGAUGUUAGAAGUCCAAGACAGUGCCAUCGGAGGUCUAGCUGGUGUGAGCAGGAUAGCUGCAUGUUUCGUGUUUGCGUUUGCGCCUACCAGACCUUGGUAUUAUGCUGCUCCUCUGUUCAACAUUUUUAGUCAUACUGGUCUUACAGCUGUAAGGUCUAUAGCUACGAAAAGUGUACCGACAGAUGAAAUUGCAAAACUAAGUGCACUAAUGGGUGUGACAGAAGCCAUAGCACCCUCUAUUUACAUGCCGACGUCCAGCUAUAUCUACACGAUGACCAUCGACACCCUCCCUGGCGCCUUCUACCUCUUCGACGCUGCACUCACAGUGGUUGCACUGGCGUUGUUCAUGGUAAUCUACGUGAUUGUGAGAAGAAGGAUGAGGGAUGUUGUAACAGAUCCCAAGAGAAAAGAGGACUUCGCGAGAUCGAAUGAAGUUUCACGAUUUUAAACUGAUAUUACUUUUCCUUCAUUAGUCAAAAGUUACCAAAAUUCUAAGUCUCAGAGAAUCAAUGUUAAGUUUUUAGUAAUUAAAUGAAUAAUAUUUAUAUAAGCUAUUAAAAUAUAGAAGUAAAAGGUGUGUCAAUAUAUACAAACAUACACGCCUCUUUCCCAAAGGCAGGUGUGCCCCAUCACAGAUGUUGAAGCAUCCGAAUGAAUCGGCCAAUUUCUUUCUUUUUUUCAAAUCAUAAGAAAACCGAAACUAUACAUACAUCACGUCUUUAUCCCUAGACAGAGCCAACAGUCUCGCAAAGACUCCAAGGCCGCUCUGCUAGCUCGUCAAGCUUAUUUUUUAAAGAAAUUAUAUUAUAAUGAAUGCUUAUUUCUGGUCGCUUACAGGAUAGUCCUAAAUGUACGGUUAUAUCAGACUAGACUUGG
This is a messenger RNA of Amyelois transitella, 2268 nucleotides long. Its product is annotated as proton-coupled folate transporter-like. Lineage: Eukaryota; Metazoa; Arthropoda; Insecta; Lepidoptera; Pyralidae. Bases 278 to 1840 code for a protein of 520 amino acids. Gene Ontology annotation, molecular function: transmembrane transporter activity. Gene Ontology annotation, cellular component: membrane. Gene Ontology annotation, biological process: transmembrane transport. The record is from RefSeq and is a predicted model, not a curated record. The transcript has 5 exons.